Messenger RNA from Linum trigynum, 3237 nucleotides. The record is from the annotation of a GenBank genome assembly. Lineage: Eukaryota; Viridiplantae; Streptophyta; Magnoliopsida; Malpighiales; Linaceae.
GCGCCGGCGCUUCCUCCUUCUCCGUCAAGAUAUUCGGCACUAUUCUAAUUCAUCCUCCGGCGAUCUCCUGAUCCGAUCCGGGCUCCGUUGCUGCCGCCAAAUGCGUUCGCGGGGCAUUUAAAUCUGGCCAAAUAGCACCCAAUGGGCUGCAAUCCGAAGCCCACUUCUCGAUUUUCUAUUUCCUACUUAGUUGUGUGAUCAUUUUGGUAUAACUCCAUAGUUGCGUGACCGUAUUGGCAUUUUUCAAAAUAAAUUAUUCUCCAGAAGUCGGAGGAGUAAACAAGAUAAAAUCCUAGACUUCGUUUUGUGAGAGUAGAGAGAGAGAGAGACAAGGCAUUGUUCUUUUGAAACCCCUCUUCCCCCUUUCAAUCUCUCUCUUCUUCCCCCUCUUUCUCUCUCAGCUCUCUCCGAAUUUAACGAGCUAAGCUUAUCACGGUAAUGCUUUUCGCUCUCUGUUUUUUCAGAUUCGAGUCCUUGUUCUUCGUAAUGCUCGGCUUUUCAUUUCUCUUUCCCCUUCCCUGUCGAAGAUAACUUCUUUGCAGCAUGCAUUCAUUCCAGGGUAUGCUUGAUUUCCUUCGACAAUCCUGCUUCUCAAUUUGAUGGGUGUUGUUUAUUUCAGGUGAUUACUACAACCCAUCUCUUGAAAUGUUGUUGGUCUUUCCUCUUUGUCAAUUCCGUGUUUUUUUUGGUUGCAGAACUUGCUCUAGAUGUUCAAUUGCAUUUGGUUAACUGAUGACAAACCUUGCCUUAGCUCUAGGGUGAUGUGAACUAAUGCUAGGAUUGUGAACGAUUGCGCUAAGUAUGGCUUCGAUUUAUGCUUUUGUAUCAGUUGAUUUCCAUGGAUUAUGAUGUUUUGCCACUUGUAGUGCCAAGAAUGGUAUAGCUUAGUUGCUUAACAUCAUGCAUUUUCCAUGCUAUAUAUGUGUUCCAUGGAUCGAUUACAAUCUGAAAUGGUGGUUGCAUCUGACCUAAUCAGCUGAAAACUACUGUGCUUGGGUUUAGAUUUCUGGUUUUGGAUUGUCGAUCUUUUCAUUCUGCAAGCAAUGAUAUUAAACCUAGUUUUGGUUCCUGAUAUAUCUGUACUGCAAAAAUAGGCUAGUAGUUGAUCUGAGAUAGUUUGAAGUUCUGUAGAUCGAUUACAAUCACAAUGGUGGUUUUAUCUGAUCUAAUUACCUGAAAACUACAGUGCUUGGCUUUAGUUUUCUGCUUUUAAAUUUCCAAUCUUUCUUACUUCUGCAAGCAAUGAUAACAUACCUAGUUUGGUUCCUGAUGUAUAUAUAUUACAAAAGUGGGCUAGUAGUUGAUCUGCGAGAGCUUGAAGUCUCUGACUUGCUGAUUAACCUAUUGGGAACUUUCAUAUCUUACAGCUUUACCCUUUUCCUUGUUAAAUUUGAAUGAGUCGUAAGUUUUAAAAUCGUUUGGAGUGUCUAGCUGUUGAUUCAGAACAACCUGAUCUGUCUUUCAGAUGGUUCAGCAAAUGAUAGACUCCAAAUUCGUUGAGUAUGGGUUGGCCACAACCGAGCCAAACUUGACGACUGCUGGUGAUAAACAGUUUCCAGUUGCUGUAAAGAAAGCAGCUUUGCGAGAUGUUCAGAAUCAAAAUAGGGCUCACAACUUCAUCAGCAACUCUCCAUUGACUAAGAACAGUGGACAAAGUAUGGAUACCAUUAAUAAGGUUUCUGGUACCAAGAGGCCCUCUCCCGAGAGUCCAAUAGCACAUAACCAGUCCCCAAAUGGUAAUGCUGCAAAUGCUCAACUAGUUUAUGUGCGCCGGAAAGCCGAAGCUGAAAUUGCCAAGAUUAAUGCUAACUCCCCCAAUCAACAAGUUGGGCACUCUGGGGAGACCAACCAGCCAAAAUCAAUGACUAAGGAACAACCAAAGGUUUCUCAAUUUUCAGCAUUCAUGGCACCUAUGCCCGUCGGCACCACAAUAAGUACAUCGAAGCCUUCAGUUUCCCUUCCUAUAACACAGUCUAGUACUCCGAGAUUUGCAUCGGUGCAGCCCACUUAUCAUCCCUUUUCUGCUUCUGCUGUACCUGUGUCUGAUAAAGGGAAGGGGAUGAGAGUUAUGCACUGGGAGGAACGAUAUUGCCAGUUACAAGUUCUGUUAAAGAAAAUAGAUCAAGCAGACGAAGAGGACUACAUACAGAUGCUCCGAUCUCUUUCUUCAGUUGAGCUUAGCAGACAUGCAGUUGAGUUAGAGAAGCGAUCCAUUCAGCUUUCUCUGGAAGAAGCGAAGGAAAUACAGCGAGUGGCAUUCCUGAACGUACUGGGGAGGAAUCUCAAAGCACCACCCACAAUUCAGCAGAGGAAAUGACACCCUGUGUUCAAACGGAUCUCUUUCGGGUUAUAUCUACUACUACUACUACUCUUACCACUGUGGUCAUCAUCGUCAUCCCUUUGUUCAAUCGCAAUUUUGCAAGCUGUUGUAUGCUAGUUCGCUCUGUUUGUCUCUCAUAAUUUUUAACUGUUAGUGUUGUAUAUUUGAAGUGAGUGCUAAACUAAUUCAAGGAGGGGGCCAUGGGAGGAAGGUAAAUUAGGCAGUUCCCUAACUUGAAUGUUAUUGAGACAGAAGUUCACGACUAGCUGAAAGCAUUUGUAUCAGAAAGAAGUGUGUUGUUAUCGAUUUGGUGUAGAUGAUUGGAUUAAAUCCUUAUCUUAUGGGCAGUUUUUUCUGUCCAAGAUUCAGACAUGAUAUCAUUGUUCUGUAAUGAACAUGGCAGUUACCCUUUUUCUCGUUUAUCUGAUAAAACAGUUACAAAACCCAAAUAACAGGAACUUAAAAUGAGGAAAACGUGCUGAUUUUCUCCAUAAUGAAUGUUCUUGCUCCGCUCUAGACUUGUGUAUCAAGCUGGUGAUGAUUUUCCCCUUAUUUGAGUCGGAACAUACUGAUUAUCAUUUGGCUCGAUUUCCACAUUCGACAACUUAAUAUAAAAUUUCGUUAUGUGUUGAUUUCGUGGAUAUGUUUAAAAACGGGGAUAUAUGCAUACUAAAUAGAACAAAACUAUAUUGAUUUUUGUCACUCCGUUGUUUACAUCUUUCUGAUAACGAUCUAGACAUUACUAUACGCAGAAGUGAUCGCGGAUUAUUAUAUUGGAGUGUUACCUUUAUGAAUUCCAAGCAAGGUUGUCAAACCGGUUUAUACUGUUGUGCCGGUUUGGCAAGUGGAAUGGUAUGACUGGUGGUAUAACCAAUUUGUGCCGAUUCAUGCUGGUUUAAAAAAAUGUGAAAACAAUU